Messenger RNA from Lathyrus oleraceus (garden pea), 1185 nucleotides. RefSeq names its product alpha carbonic anhydrase 7. Gene Ontology annotation, biological process: one-carbon metabolic process. The transcript has 7 exons. NCBI's taxonomy places the organism in Eukaryota, Viridiplantae, Streptophyta, Magnoliopsida, Fabales, Fabaceae. Gene Ontology annotation, molecular function: zinc ion binding; carbonate dehydratase activity. Bases 32 to 874 code for a protein of 280 amino acids. The record is from RefSeq and is a predicted model, not a curated record.
AUUCCACUCUUUUUUGUCUUAAAUCAUCAUCAUGAAGCACCAAAAAUUACUCACAAAGUUCCUUUCUAAUCUCCUAAUACUAGUAACUAUUCUACUUCUUUCAACGACAACAUGGACCAUUGCACAAGAAGUUGAGGAUGAGCAUGAAUUUGAUUACAUAAAAGGGAGCAAAAAGGGUCCUUCACAUUGGGGUGAAUUGAAGAAGGAAUGGGCAGCAUGUAAAAAUGGAAGAAUGCAAUCUCCAAUUGAUAUGUCAAGUCACAGAGUGAGGAUAGUUCCAAAGUUAGGAAGAUUACAGAAGAAUUAUAAGCCUCAGAAUGCUACUCUCAAAAAUAGAGGUCAUGAUAUUCAGGUGAAAUGGGAAGGAGAAGCAGGAUCAAUAAAUAUUAAUGGGACAGAUUUUUUUCUACAUCAAGCCCACUGGCACUCACCUUCUGAACACACCAUCAAUGGGAGAAGAUAUGACAUGGAGGUACACAUGGUUCAUGAAAGCUCAAAAAGAAAUGGGAAAAGCAAGAUAGCAGUUGUUGGACUUUUAUAUAAAAUCGGUCGACCAGAUCCUCUUCUUGCCAAGUUGUCAAAAUACAUAAAAAGAAUGGUGGAUGUUGAAGCAGAAAGGGGUAUUGGAGUGAUUGAUCCUUUCAAAAUCAAGUUUGAUGGAAAGAAAUAUUAUAGAUAUAUAGGUUCUCUCACUGUUCCUCCUUGCACUCAAGGUGUUAUAUGGACUAUCAAUAAAAAGAUAAGAAGUGUGUCAAGAGCACAAAUGAAAUUAUUUAGAGAGGCUGUUCAUGAUCAUGCAGAGAGGAAUGCCAGACCGAUACAACUCCUAAAUAAAAGGGAGAUACAUUUAUAUGGACAAAAACCAAAGGAGUGAUUUAGCAACACGUUAACCUUUCUCCUACAGAAGCUAGUCUCCUGAUGUUUUUAGUAUUAUGUCUUGUUAGAUGUCAUUUUUCCAAUUCAUUUUGCAUUCUAAUGUUGUUUUUAUUGGAAGAAUACAUAUAAGUGUUAGAAAUAAAUCAAUAACAAUUGUAUUUGUAGAAGAACAUCAAUGUUAUUCCACUAGGUGUAGGAGCAUUGAAUCUGAGUUGAUUUGUGAAUGAUUUUCCUCCCCAUAUUUUUUUUUGGGAUUUAUCCAUUUAUAUAAUCCCUCGAGCCUCUCAGUAUUAAAAGUUCAUUGAGGAU